Drosophila rhopaloa is the source of this 1789-nucleotide messenger RNA. Its product is annotated as fatty-acid amide hydrolase 2. Lineage: Eukaryota; Metazoa; Arthropoda; Insecta; Diptera; Drosophilidae. Bases 107 to 1678 code for a protein of 523 amino acids. The record is from RefSeq and is a predicted model, not a curated record. The transcript has a single exon.
CAUAUCGGGUGGCAACGUCUGGGUUUAUCGCAACCUCAGUGGUCUUUGGUUUUAGUUUGCAUUUGCAUUGCGCAAAGUGCAAAUCUCAGCAAAAACGCAGGCAAUCAUGUCGUUUUGGAGCCACGUACUGGAUGCCCUGCUGGCACUGGUCCACAUCCUAAGCGAUCGCCUCCUGGAGUUCAUUUUGGGAUGGUAUCUGGGUGACCACAAACGGGUUCCGGGUCCACCGAGCGUGGAACAGCAGUCCCUGCUCAGCAAAAGCGCCGUGGACUUGGCCCAACAGAUACGGGAACGCAAGAUCCGGAGUUACGACAUUGUCAAGGCCUACUGCGAACGGAUCGAUAGUGUUAAUCGGGACCUUAAUGCCGUGGUGGAUGGCCCGUUUCCGGAGGCCUUGGAUCAGGCACGCGAAAUCGACCGGAGGCUGGCCAAAAAGGAGUACACCGAUGAGGACUUCCGGCGUCAGCCCUUCCUGGGUGUUCCCUUUUCCACCAAGGAUAGUACCGCUGUGGCUGGAAAGCUCCAUACCUUGGGUCUACUAUCCCGGAAAUCGGAACGUUCGUCCACGGAUGCCGAAUGCGUUCGCCUGAUGAAGGAGAGUGGCGCCAUUAUCAUCGCCACGAGUAAUGUUCCGGAGGUGAACAAGUGGAUUGAGUCCAGGAAUAUGCUGAUUGGUGGCACCAACAAUCCCUACGAUCUGCGACGAUCUGUGGGAGGUUCUUCCGGUGGAGAAGCCGCUCUUAUCGCCGCCUGUUGCACGGGUUUCGGCUUGGGAACUGAUAUAGGUGGUUCUAUACGGAUACCGGCCUUCAAUUGCGGCGUCUUCGGGCACAAACCCUCUUCCGGAGCAGUCAAUAUGUCUGGGUGUACCUUUAGAACCGGUAAGGAGAAGGAUACGAUGGUAUGCGCCGGUCCCAUGAGUCGUUCUGCUCGGGAUUUGCUGCCCAUGAUGCAGGUCCUCAUAGAACCAUCGCUUAAGGCAAAGCUUAAACUGGAUGAGCAGGUGGAUCUGAAGCGGCUGCGUUACUUCUAUGUGGCCUCCAAUGGCAUGGCUCAAUGCAAUCCUAUAAACAAGGAAACGGAGAGGGUUAUGUACAAGAUUCGCAAACAUUUCGAGAAUCUGACUGGCAAAGAUGUGCGACAUGCUGACAUACCCAAUACCAAGAUAACCGGCAAGAUGUGGCGCUAUUGGAUGACCCAGGAACCGGCCAACUUUAAUCUGUUGUUGGGAAACGGUGCCGAACUCAAUCCUUUUGUGGAGCUCUUUAAGAAAAUCCUUGGACAAAGUGACUAUAGCAUGGCUGCUAUUUAUGGCCUAAUUGACAGUGUGCUGCCGAAGGAAAAGGAGAAGCUGAUCCGGGAAGCCACGGCAAAGUGUAAGAAGUCAGUCCAGGAUUUACUCGGCGACGAUGGAGUGCUAUUUUUCCAUAGUUCUCCGAGGACAGCGCCGUUCCACUUUUAUCCGCUGAUCAAGUUCAAUGAUUUUGCCUACUUCAGUCUGUUCAAUGUGCUCCAUUUGCCAGCCACCCAGGUUCCCAUGGGCCUCGACUCCAAGGGGCUGCCUUUGGGCAUCCAAGUGGUCUCCAAUCCGAAUAAUGAUCGCCUUUGUCUGGCGGUGGCGGAGGAACUGGAGAGAACUUUCGGCGGCUGGGUGCCUCCAUUUCCUCUGAAACAGUAGAUGUUUUCUAUGAUCAAAUAAUUGUUUAACUACUUUAGGUGUCGGUAACGCUGGAGACUGUCGCUUGUGGCCUUUGUUACAGGAAUUCAAUAAAUUGUACUCACUUUCUAA